GCAGUAGAUCAUUGUUUUGCUUUUUAGUCUUUUUCAAACUUUUUUGUAUCUUUUCUUUUCCCAUCGCCUUUCUUUCGCAUUCUUCGUUUUGUUUUCCUUUAUUCUUCGCGUAUUCUUCUCCUUCUUCUUCGCCAUGCGCGAUUGGCUUCUCUUGCCACCUACGGCCUCAUCCGAUGCCGAUAGCCAAGAAGCCACUGGUGCUAGGACCAAAAAUGACACACCCAAAUCCAGGCGGUCGAUUCUAGCCUCCUUAUUUUGUCGUCACCUGCUACCCUCCUCACCAAGCUCAGAUAAAAGCCGACGCAUAUCUAGCGAAAGACCUAUGAGCGACCGGCGUGUCGCUGAACCUUUGCCUGAGACUGAUCAUAUCUCUUCCUCUUCAUCUUGCACCUUAUCAGAGGAGCAAGAUUUGCACGGUGAAAACGCAGUAGGCGAUACAGGAGUAAAAACGGAUUCCAAUUAUCCGGCCACCAAGAUUGCUUGGAAUCACGGCGGUCAGACAGUGUAUAUCACUGGUGAAUUUGAUAAUUGGUCGGGAUCCAUUUUAAUGACUCCGGAAAAAAAUUCACAAGCAUUUACGGCUGAGUUGUUUAUUGAUCGAUCGGUUGAUCUGGAAUACAAAUUUAUCGUGGAUGGCCAAUGGUGUUGUGCAAGUGAUCUUCCACAACGGACUGAUGCACACGGUCAUGUGAAUAAUGUACUUUACGGACGAUGAUGAGAAUUGAAUGUAAUAUGUAUAAAAAAAUUUGGGAGAUUAUGAAAUGCAGGGCUUCUGUUACAUGUUUUCUGUUGUUGGUUUUUUUUUUUUUUUUUCCUUUUUGUCUUUU
Molecule: messenger RNA, 827 nt
Organism: Radiomyces spectabilis
Lineage: Eukaryota; Fungi; Mucoromycota; Mucoromycetes; Mucorales; Radiomycetaceae
Product: immunoglobulin E-set
Exons: 4
Coding region: 134-715 (193 amino acids)
Biological process (GO): signal transduction
Cellular component (GO): nucleus; nucleotide-activated protein kinase complex; cytoplasm
Molecular function (GO): protein kinase binding
Source: RefSeq, a predicted model, not a curated record